Nymphaea colorata (pocket water lily) is the source of this 3501-nucleotide messenger RNA. RefSeq lists its product as uncharacterized. The coding region runs from base 1288 to 3288 and encodes 666 amino acids. The record is from RefSeq and is a predicted model, not a curated record. The transcript is spliced from 3 exons. NCBI's taxonomy places the organism in Eukaryota, Viridiplantae, Streptophyta, Magnoliopsida, Nymphaeales, Nymphaeaceae.
AGAUGCGCAUCAACUUGAAUCGAAUAUCUAUGUUGGUGUAUCCGCUUCCUUCCUUUUGUAUUGUUGCAGUAUACUGCGUUCUCCAGCCAAUCUAUAGCAGUAUAGCGCGAAACAUAUAUCAAAUGUCACAGAUUACAGAGGUUAAAAUAUCUUAGUGUUCUUGGUUUCUGAUCGAUCACAGUAAUGGCGGAGGAGCCGGUGUUCUUCGGCCCCACUAAAGAUGAAAUUCUGGCUACGCCCCUAUAUGGCCUUUGGUGUAAAGCACGGAUUACUUGAGGUAAAUGAGAAAUGAAGUUGGUAAUGGAAUCAUCGGUUCUGACUGCAAUCUCUACUGUUAUGGUCCACACCACAGUAAUCUUGAACAGAAACCAAUCUGGGGUGUUCACAUGCAGAAAGACAGAUCGAUGAAGAAGAAUAACACGCAAUUUGCACUACCAACUUCUAUGUUGCUUGGCUCCAAAGACUUGUAAAUCUGAAAGAAAGGAGAAAGAGGGGACAAACAAAGUAGCUGUCUACCUUUUCCUUAAUCACGCAGUACCAAGUCGGUGAUACUGCAUCAACUCCCCAACCGUGGACGGAGCGACCGACAACUGGUUUUGACCCGGUGAGCAACGGCGAGGGUGGGGGAGAAGGUGGACAAGUUGGUCAUUGAUGCAAAGUAAAGUAGCGCGUCUGCUACCUUUGAAAAAAUACUAGCGGCGACUUAUUAAAUUCUGGUAGUUCUGUCUUUCCACAAUUGUCUCUACUGCACGUACGUUCGAUACCUGAGCAAGCAAGGAGCUGUAGAUCUCCUUAAAUAAUGCUCAAUCACAUGCCCGCUGGGCACCCUUUCUAUGGCCUCCUCCCUCCGAAUUCUUGAGUAAACCAUUCAAACAAGAGAAACCCCAUCUCGUGAAAGCGUCCUGGUGUGCUGUUUUUCUGAGCUCAAAUAUGCUGCAGAAUCUUUAUCAGACGUGAAGUUCUUGUGAGGAACCGCUGGUUCCAUGGAUACAAGCAUGCGACACUGUGGAGUUUGAAUCCUUUGGAUUUUUCUGAUCAAACCGAUGCACAUUUUUCUUUUAUAAUAGUUUAUGUCCUUUAGAAUCUGAUCCUGAUUUGAAAGGUUGCAGAGAGCAGGGAUUGUGAUAUUUGUCUGUGAAUGUGUGGCCAUGUCAAGAAAAUGAAGCUCCGUGCUCCGAGAUGUGCCAAAUGACAAAAGUUGACUCAAGUUUCACCGGGAAAGAAGACCAGAGAGCGCAAGUGGAAUUUUGAACCGCUGACAGAUCUUCUAGAUAGAAGACAAAGAGAAUGGCCAAAAAGAAGAGCGAUUCUGGAUUUGGUGAUCGGACUGAAGGAGCUCACAAUUGUCAGAGGGAAUGCGUGCAGCCGAGUUUUUCAUCUGGUGGCUCGUCGAGAAAUUGCUAUGAAGAGCUCAGAGAUAUUAUCAGGAAGAGCCUUGUAAGGCAAAACCUGCUGCCUCUUCCCUCUGAGACAGGCAGAGCGUCGCCAGAUUGCCUGUCUCUAAGUACCAGUGAUUCUGUUCCUGCGAAGAAGAAGGUAAGGAUGCCUAACGUGAUUGCCAGACUCAUGGGUCUGGAAGAACUUCCAUUAGAGGAUCAAGGAACGGAGAAUAAAGGCAAAGAGGACAAGGAUUCAGGAAAAUGUGAGAUGGAAAAACCAAUGAAACCUCGUCGUAAACACGAGCAAAAAAAGACAGAGAUGCCACCGAAAUUGGGCCGUAAGAUUCCUGUAGCAUCGGUGAGAAUUGAUGGAAGGAGAGGUUCUAAUGGACCAAAGCCAUCCUGCGACAUGGACAUGCCAAUGCGGAGGCUUUCCCAUCAUCUGCUUGAGGAAAUGGUGCCCAGGAGGAGGAGACUGAAGGAGAUCAUUGAAAGUAUGCAGUUAACUGGUUUACUAAACAGGGGUGGUAACCAUGGUGAAAGUUUUAGGAGACCCCGGUUUGCUACCUUCGACCAGAAACAAAAUGAGAAAAUGAAGGUGGGUGGUGGGAAAUUUGUAGGAGAAGUUCCACCUAUAGUGAUAAUAAAGCCGAUGGUGGUGACGAAAGUGAACAGAGAGAGGGAGAAGAUAAUUCAGGAACAGCAGCCCAUCCUAGAGAAGAAGCCGAAGGCGGAGUCGAGAAAGGCACGAACCUCAGACAGACAGGGUGUCAAUGUCAAAACCUCGGUUAAACCAGAGAUGAAGCAGUUGCACGAUCUAGCUACUAGGGAUGAGAAAGACAAGACAGUGCCCAAGAAGCCAUUGUCGGUAGUGAACCAUGAUCGGAAACCUGUGCCAGAUUCAAGGCCGGCCGAUGCAGUGAAGGCUGCAAUGCCAAGGAAGCCGUUGGACAAGCUGCAUCCGGAGAAGGAACAACUUCGGCGUUGCCACAGCUCGCGGAGAAAUCACAUCUCCAACGGCUUACCUGGACGUGAACCGAUGAAAUCCUGUGAUCAGAAGAAUGAAAGAACAGAGAAAGCAAAACCAGCAGUACAACUACAACAUGUGAACAAGAUGGCUGGUUCAAAGUGCAAAAAAGAUGAGACGAUCGUGAACUUAAGAGUAGAAAAGCGUUGCGUAUCUACUACUGCAAGCUCUCCCCACCAACUUGGUGCACAGGAAGCAAAAGAUUGCUCGAGGAAAAGAAACCCACGAGGUAUUGACGAAAGCAAGCCUGUUGCUUUAUCAGAGCAAACAUCGAAAAGGAAUCAUCGUGGUAGAAGAUAUAGAGCUACCAAAGAAACUUCUCAACAGAGUGGUCAUGAAAUUUUAUGCCCCGAAGUCACUGUUGCUGGUAGCAUAAACAAACUAAAGCAGUUUCUUCUGAACAGCACAUCAUUCCUAAGUGCUGCUCAGGAGUAUUUUGACAUUGAAGUUACCAUGUUUUCUUCACCUGCAAAUUAUAAGGAAUUUGUUGGAAGCAACGACAAGCUUCUGAUGGAUUGUGUAUUCGAACUAAUGAAGUAUAAAAGCCAAAAACAUAUGCCACGUUAUACAAUCACAAAGCUUCAUCUGCAGAAGCAGAGGGCAAGGUUCUUGUCAGAUGUAUUAGUGGAAGAGCUCUGCAAAGAAUUGGAGACCUUAUUCAGUUUGCAAGUUAUCAAUAAUGUUUGCGCGAUGGAUGAUCUUUACUUAAUUUUAGAGAGAGAUCUUCUCUGCAGACGGCUCAAUACAAGCUGUGUCUGGGACUUUGGUUGGGAGUGUGGGGCAUUAACAGAGGAAGAGUCGGAUGUAGUCUUUUGUCAGUUGGAGAUGCUUGUUCUUGGCGAGCUGAUUGAAGAAACUGUUGCAGAUUUAUGUGCUAGCUGACACGUGAUCAUAUUCUUCUAUGUCUGUCCUGAUUUUUCUUCUAACGGAUGUGCUUGUUUUUAAAGGUUUGAACUGCAGAAAUGUUUUAAAAAACGUCAGGUUGCAUGUCAUUGGGGAAACUGGGAAGGAAGAAACCCAGCAGAAUGUAUCAAAUUUAUGUAAUUAGUUCAUAUCAAUCAUGACAAUAAGAUUUUUCCCAUUUUCCUCCUUAAA